Erigeron canadensis is the source of this 1059-nucleotide messenger RNA. Its product is annotated as wall-associated receptor kinase-like 1. The transcript has a single exon. Gene Ontology annotation, molecular function: protein serine/threonine kinase activity; ATP binding. The coding region runs from base 1 to 1059 and encodes 352 amino acids. The record is from RefSeq and is a predicted model, not a curated record. NCBI's taxonomy places the organism in Eukaryota, Viridiplantae, Streptophyta, Magnoliopsida, Asterales, Asteraceae. Gene Ontology annotation, cellular component: plasma membrane. Gene Ontology annotation, biological process: cell surface receptor signaling pathway; protein phosphorylation.
AUGAACAUUUUCCGUGUUGAAGAGUUAAAGGAAGCAACCGAUAAUUUUGCGGAAAGUAAAGUAAUUGGGAAGGGAGGCAACGGUACUGUGUACAAGGGAACUCUAAAAGAUAACCGUUUUGUCGCAAUCAAGAAAUCCCAGAAAGUAGAUGAAGGACAACGGGAGGAAUUUAUAAAUGAAAUGGUGAUUCUCACGCAGAUUAAUCACACAAACGUGGUGCAACUAAUAGGAUUUUGUUUGGAAACUGAAGUCCCAUUGCUAGCUUAUGAAUAUGUCUCAAACAAUACCCUUCAUUACCACAUCCAUAAUAGAAAAAAUGGUACAAGGAGAUUGCCUUGGGAUACUUGUCUAAGGAUAGCGCAUGAAUCUGCUGGGGCACUCGCUUAUCUUCACACAGAUGCUAGAAUGUCCAUCAUACAUAGAGAUGUUAAGUCUACUAACAUCUUGUUGGAUGAAAAGUUCACCGCAAAAAUUGCAGAUUUUGGUGCUUCAAGGCUCGUUCCAUUAGGUCAUGAUGAAGUCGUUACCCUGGUUCAAGGAACGUUCGGAUACUUAGACCCCGAAUAUUUUCAUACAGGCCAAUUAACGGAUAGAAGUGAUGUCUAUAGCUUUGGUGUGGUUCUUGCAGAACUCUUAACAGGGCAACAACCUCUCAAUAUGGAGAGAUGUCCAAAGGAACGAAAUCUCGCAACAUACUUCUUGAACGUAGUGAAGGAAAAUAACUUUCUGGAUAUCCUUGAACAAGGUGUAGUAAAGGAGGCACCCUAUGAGCAACUUAAAGCAAUAAGCGAUCUUGUAUGUAGGUGCCUUAACCAAGUGGGUGGGAAUAGACCUAGCAUGAAAGAAGUAACUAUGGAGCUUGACACUAUGAGAAAGUCGGGGAAGCAUACUAAUUGGGUUAAUGAAGACAAUUACGAAGAUAACAACGCUCUUACGAUUAAAAUGGAACCAAUCAACUUUUAUACUAUUCCGCUAAUGCAUAUGAGUGAUACUUCCGGGGACACUUCUAUCAGUAGUGAAAUUGAAGACAUGAUGCUUUCAUCACGAAGUGCUCGUUAA